Messenger RNA from Gongylonema pulchrum, 1770 nucleotides. The record is from the annotation of a GenBank genome assembly. Lineage: Eukaryota; Metazoa; Nematoda; Chromadorea; Rhabditida; Gongylonematidae.
AUGGAAAUGAUCGCACAAAUGGCGAAGGCCGAGUCAAGUGCAAAAGAAGACAGCAGAGAAGAACCUGUGCAAACAGAGCAUCGUCCGAAUCACGCAGGGACAUCUGGCGAAACACCGCCAGUCGCCGUGGACACUGAUAAUCAGAAAUCGAAAUUUUUCGAAGGCGGACACAAAAGAGGAAAGAAAAGGGCUCUGGAAAAAACACCAGAACAACCGGAAAGGCCACCAACGCCAACUGAAAUUAUUCAGCAACGGGAGCAGGAGUGGCGUGAGCGUCAGCGUAAACGGCGGGAGAAACAUAAGCGGCGUCAAAAUGAAUUGUCGGAAUGCUGGAAUAAUGACGUUAUGGCGGAGAAAGAAUCAUAUCAGAAGUUUACCAGCAUGAUCGAGCAGAUUUUUGAAAACAUCGAUGAUUUCGACGUACUGGCAAGUGGCAAUGCAGAUAGUGAAGGUUUGGUCACGCAGGAUGUCCUCAUUGACAAGGGUCAGCUACAGGAGUUGCGCGAAGAAGCACAGAAGCUGAAAUCAUGGAACAUCAUCCACAAGGUGAAUUCCGAGCAUCUCGUUACACUGUUAACAAUUCUGGAAAAAAAUGUGCGUGAUGUUAUCGGUGCCGACGGUGAGCAGUCGAUCAUUCCACUAUUUAACGAGGAUGAUGAGGAUGAUUCGAGUGAAACUUAUCGUGAACUAAUCAGUGAUCGUAUUUUGCGUGCCGCCAAUGCGUCCUGUACCGCCAUGCUUAUUAUGACUUCGACCAGAAUGCCCAAGCAGAUCUUCAUCGAAGACACCAUAGAUCGUUCCAUUCAACUCUGCAAGCAGUUUCUCAGCAGUAUCGUGUAUCCGGCGUAUGAUAGCUCGUGUCGCACAUCUGACAAAGGAAAGAAAAAUGAUGCGAAAAAGCGAAGGAAAUCAACCAGCAGCAGUGCGCUUUCUGAACUCGCCAAGGCAAUCUAUCCGCGUGUCACAGAACUUGUUGGAUGCUUUGCUGAACUUGUACGAACACAGUAUUUGACAGAUACCGCUCUGCUACAGUUGUGUACCCUUGGCACCGGACCGUUUUUUGUGGAUAAUGUUGGCGAGCUGCAGAUGCAAUCGAUUACGCUUCUUUCAGCAAUUUUCUCCCGUCAUGAUCACUGUCGACAAAACAUAAUUCAGGAUCUGCUCAAUUCGAUUCAUCGUCAGCCAGUCGUGAAAACGGCAAAAAACAGCUAUCGCAUGCCAUCUGGGAAAUUGAUCAGCAAUCUCACAGUUCUCGUCAUGCAACUUAUACAAAGUGUUGUAAAAGUGCAUCCACGACGUCGUCGAAAUGAAGAGUCUCUCGAUGCGAACAGUGAAUUAGCAGUUGUAGAUGCCACAGUGAACGAUUCAUUAAUGGAAUCAAAGAAACUAGCCGAUAUGUUCCUGAUGGGUUUCCUCACAAGAUGUACAGCGAAAGCAGAAGAGGACUAUCGGCGCCUUUUCGAUCACUUCCUACACGAUUUGCUGGCUGCUUGGUAUGAGCCAGAAUGGCCGGCUGCCGAUAUGCUUGUGUCGUUGCUUAGCGCUCAUCUGAUGACGAUCACUUACUCAAAGAAUUAUGAUAUGUCUCUGAGGAUAGCCAGCUUGGAUUAUUUGGGAAUUAUAACUGCCGCCCUUCGAAAGCAUAUGCAGACUACGGUGUCGGAUGAUGUGCGCCUGAGUAUGGUUGUGAAAACGUUAGCAUACGAAGAACUUGACGAAUCGGAGCAAAAUGGCGACAUAAACAAUGUUGAUAUUAGCAAUGUUAGUUGA